This is a messenger RNA of Cadophora gregata, 1131 nucleotides long. RefSeq lists its product as uncharacterized. Lineage: Eukaryota; Fungi; Ascomycota; Leotiomycetes; Helotiales; Ploettnerulaceae. The record is from RefSeq and is a predicted model, not a curated record. The transcript has 2 exons. The coding region runs from base 1 to 1131 and encodes 376 amino acids.
AUGUCGAACCCAAUACCAUACUCGCAUGAGCUCACAGAGAGCCAAUCGUCCAAGGCUGUCAUUGAGACCAUGCAACAAGAGCUGGAGAUAAUGUACCGUAUUGUAGAGGCGAACGAGCCUGAUCACUUCUUCCGAGAAGUCCUCGACAUGAAGCAAAACAACGAUUUCAUGCUACACUACAUGCAGACGGGAGAGCCAUUGUGGCCAUUACCGGAAUGCAACGCCCCUGCAGUCGACCAACGAUCCCCAAUCAUCAGCCGUGAACAAGACUCUGUUGACAAUCCAGAUAGUAGAACGCGUGUAGCAACCCCUGACGCUGCUAAUCAUUCAGAUGUUGGAAGAGCGACUUCAGUGGCCCGUUCACCGUCUAAGACGACUGCUGCAAGAAAUCCAAGUCAGUCCACGUCAACAGCAGAUCAAUUGAGGCAGAAGGAACUGGAGAAGAAUGGAAAGAAGAAAGAGCAGCAGCAGGAAGAGAUUGUUCUCGAGACAGUCGCCCAGUCAGUUGAGGCAGGAGAAACGAAUGCUGGUACACGUGCCUUCACCCCCGAUGCCGAAAGAGCCGAGAACGCAACCGAGCCAUCUCCGAAAAAUGCAAAGGAGCCACCGUCUGUUUCUAGCCAUGCCGAGAAGAGAACUUCCUACGUUUUCGCUGCAAAGAAGAAGAAGAAUCGUGUCUCCACCAAUGGAAACAGCUCAGCCCAGAAGGUCAUCAAGCGCGAGGCGGGAAGUAAGACUGGCUCGGUCAACAAAGCAAACGGCGUACAGAACAAGGCUGGAUACUGUAUAAAAAAAAAGAACUGUUUUGGCAACGGCCGCUCUCAGCAAGGACUCACUGCAGAUGAUGCUAUCAUUAUUUCCAGCGACAUGUGUGGCGAUCGACAAGUGGGAGGAGCAGCAGAAGAUGAGCUGACUCAUACGCAAGAUAACCAAGGAGAAGUGAGACAAGCGUUCCGGCGGAUGAUACCACAUCUAACGCUACCGCAACGAAGUUCAGCGCAUCAUCUGCUGUUGACAGCUCUCAGCAUGAAAAGCGCACAUAUGACGGGCCUAUUCCUGACCCUUCCCAAAAGUCUCUCUAUGCUCAGCAUCAAGCAGUUGAAUAUGCGAAGGAAUUCAUUGAAGAGGUGA